Molecule: messenger RNA, 2322 nt
Organism: Brettanomyces nanus
Lineage: Eukaryota; Fungi; Ascomycota; Pichiomycetes; Pichiales; Pichiaceae
Exons: 1
Coding region: 1-2322 (773 amino acids)
Cellular component (GO): mitochondrion
Molecular function (GO): ATP binding; nucleic acid binding
Source: RefSeq, a predicted model, not a curated record
AUGUCGCGAUAUGCGAUAUCUCAAAGAUUUAAUAGUACAAUUGUUGAGCCUGUGAAAGGUGAGAAGGGUCAUGUGGUGGAGACUGGCGAGGUUGUGGAUGAGACUGAUGAUGUCGUGAAUGAGUUUGAGGGUAGUGAAAUUGUGGAAGAGGUCAGGGCCUCUGUUGAGGUUCUUGUUGAGAGUAAGGUUGGUGGGGCUGGUGAGGCUAAGGGUGAGGCUGAUGCUGGUGAGGCUGAGGUUGAGGCUGACACUGAGGCUCGUGCUGACGCUGACGCACAGGCUGCCCCCGUUUCCCACGACUUUGCACCCACCUCCCAGGUUGAAGAUUCCUUAAUGCACCCGAAAGUCAAAGCUGCCUUCAUGAAAAUCAUUGGUAGCACUUUGACUGCUGUUCAACAAAAAAGUAUGAAUGAUUUUAUAGAGUCCAAGGCUGGUAUUGUUGUUAGAGCAAAGACCGGUACCGGUAAAACUUAUGCGUUCGGAAUUCCUGUUAUGCAUGACAUGGUUAUUCAUAGUUAUUCCAAAAAGAAUAUGAACGUUAAUCACUUUGUGAAUACGGUGAUUUUCUCUCCAACGAGAGAUUUGGCUACUCAGACUAGUGAAUCUCUAUCGAAAGUCUGGAAGUUGGUGAGUCCAAGGACCUAUAAGAAUGAUAUUGCACUUAUUAUGGGCCAGAUGCCCAAGAGUAUCAACUUGAGAUCCUUCCAUAAGUCCGAUAGAAUUCCAAGAAUCGUUGUGGCUACUCCGGGAAGAUUUAUCGACUUAUUCGAGAAUGAAUCCAGUUUCAGAAACUCCAUGAAGCACUUGAAGAACAUCAUUAUCGAUGAGGCUGACGAGUUGUUGAACAGUAACUUCAAAGAAGAUAUGACAGAUAUUAUAUCUGGUUUGCAAAAGGUCAGAGAGCCUAUUCCUGAUGCCAAGGAUGACAUCGGUCGUGCCAAAACCAUGCUUUUCUCUGCUACUAUGGACAGUGAUGUGUUUGAUUUGGCCAAAACUGCCAUUGGGGAACAUUUCCCAUUCAUUGAUAUUACAGAUCAUGGUAGUGAGGUCAAUGAGAACAUCUCUCAAAGCUUGGAGAUCACCGAUAAGAUCUUUGAAUCUUAUGCUGCUGCUGCCAAGUUCAUUGAGGACAAUAAGGAGGAUCCAAACUUUAAGGCCAUUAUAUUUGUGUCCACUACUGCUGGUGUCGAUUUGGCCUAUCGUUUGAUCAAAGAUUCGGUUGAUAAUACUAUUCCUAUUUUCCAGCUUCAUGGAAAGUUGGCUCAGGGACGUCGUAAUAGUCAGCAGAAGGGCUUUAGAUUCCGGAAGAAUGCUGUUUUGGUGGCCUCUAACGUUGCUGCCAGAGGUAUGGACUUCCCUAACGUGUCUCAUGUGCUUCAGAUUGGUAUUUCUCCUGAAGCAUCCAGUCAUACUCAUCGAAUUGGUAGAACUGGAAGAGCGGGUAAAAAAGGUCAAGCCUUACUUAUCGUGACAAAAUCUGAGUUGCCUUAUGUUGACACUCUUAAAAAGCAAGGUAACAAGUUUACAGUGGAGAAAGAAUACGAACAGGAUGAAGAAUUUGAGUCCAAACUACAAAACUUCACCAAAGAAUACGAAGACCUGGAACAGAUCAUCCACUCGUGUUUGAGUUCUUAUGCUUCCGUUCCUCAGGAAGUUGCCAGAGUCAAAAAGGAUAGAAUUGCAAGGGAUUGUAGUGAAUUCUAUCAGUCUUUGAUCGCUGAUGAAACAAAGAAACCUUAUAUGUCUUAUCGUACUGCCUCUAAGAUUGGUAUGGAUACGAGAAUUCUUAUGAAGUUCUUCGAGGUCCCAAGGCAAAGAGAUAAUAGAGGUGGAAAUAGAGAUGGUGACAGCGAUAAAGGUGGUUACAGAGGUGGCAACAGUGGUGGCUACAGAGGCGGCAAUAGUGGUGGCUACAGAGGCGGCGAUAGAGGUGGCUACAAAGGUGGCAACAGUGGUGGCUACAGAGGUGGCGAUAGAGGUGGCAACAGUGGUGGCUACAGAGGAGGCGAUAGAGGUGGCGAUAGAGGUGGAUACAGAGGUGGCAGCAGUGGUGGCUACAAAGGUGGUAACACUGGUGGAUACAGAAGCGAGAACAGAGGUGGUUACAAAGGAGAUUCCAGCUCCUCAAGUCAUCGCUACAACAAUAAGCGUAGUGACUAUUCCGAUAAGAAGUUCUCUGAAGAUGCCCCCGAGUACACUUCUGACAGAACUGGAAACAGGGACUUCAAGUCCAACAGCGAUCAUUCAUUUGACAAAACAAACGACUCCCCAAAAAAGGAUGACUGGAUGACUAGAACGUCAAAGUACCGGUCUGAGGAUUAG